CACGCUCUAAAUAAUUCAAGCUCCCAUUCCUUCUCUUCCACCGCUAACAAGAUGCCGGCCGUACAUCACAAGCUGCUCCUGGAGGACGCCUUGCAGGACAGUCCUCAGACUCGCUCCUUGCUCAGCGUGUUUGAAGAAGAUGCUGGGAUGCUUACAGAUUACACCAACCAGCUGCUUCAGUCGAUGCAGCGUGUGUUUGGGGCCCAGAGUGAGAUGGGCUUGGCAACAGAGCAGCUCUCACAGCAACUUCUGGAUUAUGAGAAGAAAAAUUUUGCCCUUGGAAAAGGUGAUGAGGAGGUAAUCACCACGCUGCAGAACUUUGCCAAAACUGUAGGGGAGCUGAACUCGCUCCACUCUGAGCUAGCCAACCAGAUGGCUGACAGCAUGGUUUUCCCCUUGAUCCAAUUCAGAGAGAAAGACCUGACAGAGAUAAGCACACUGAAGGAAAUAUAUGGCAUUGCAACUGACGAGCAUGAGGCAGCUAUGGUCAAAUACAGCCGAUUGCCCAAGAAGAAGGAGAAUGAGAAGCUGAAGUCAGACUUGGUGAAGGAGGUGGCCUACACUAGAAGGAAGCAGCACUCGGCCUCACUGCAGUAUUACUGCGCCCUCAAUGCCCUGCAGUAUCGUAAGCGAGUAGCCAUGCUUGAGCCUAUGCUGGGCUACACACAGGCACAGAUCAGUUUCUUCAAGAAAGGCGUUGAGCUGGUGUCAAAGAAGAUGGACAACUUUCUCUCCUCUGUGUCCAACAUGACUCAAAGUAUCCAAACCCAGCUGGACUCGGAGGCAGAGUCCAUGCGUGCGACCCAGAGGGAGCUUCUGUCUGUGGAGGACACUGUCUAUAUGCUAGAUAAGGAAACUGAGCCUGUCAAUCGCACGCUUAUCCAGAAGGCUGGCUACCUCAACAUAAGGAAUAAAACAGGCCUAGUGACAACAGCCUGGGACCGCCUGUACUUCUUUACCCAAGGAGGGAACCUCAUGUGCCAGCCGCGGGGGGCGGUGGCGGGGGGCAUGGUGCUGGACCUGGACAACAGCUCUGUCAUGGCUGUGGAGUGUGAGGACAGACGCUACUGCUUUCAGAUAACUUCUCCAUCAGGCAAAACGUCAAUGAUUCUACAAGCUGAGAGCAAAAGGGAAUAUGAAGAAUGGAUUUGUACUGUGAACAACAUCUCCAGACAGAUCUACCUGACUGACAACCCAGAGGCUGUGGCCAUCCGACUGAACCAAACUGCCAUCCAGGCGGUCACCCCCAUCACCAGCUUUGAGAAGAGACCAGAGGGCUCGCCCAACCCUGACAGAGCGAAACCAGGAGGUGUUCACGUUACCGGUGGGUCCCAGAAGACCGGGGCUGCUACAGAACCAGAAGACCUGAUAGCCCCUGGGACACCCAUUCAGUUUGACAUCAUGCUGCCAGCAUCCGAGUUCCAGGACCAGAACAGGGCUGGGGGAAGACGCACAAAUCCAUUUGGAGAAACAGACGAUGACUGUUCAACAGAGAGUGACGACUCCCUCCUGCAGCAGGUAUUCGCUGUGCGCUUCCAAGGCUCAAUGGCGGUGCGCUGUGGCAACAAUCAGGAGGUGAUCUACGAGGCCAUGAGACAGGUGCUGGCUGCCCGAGCCAUCCACAACAUCUUCAGGACCACCGAGUCCCACCUCAUGGUCACCAGCAGUAGCCUCAGGUUGAUCGAUCCUCAGACUCAAGUUACAAGAAUCAGUUUCCAGCUUGGAGAAGUGUGUCAGUUUGCAGCCCACCAAGAGAACGGGAGGCUGAUGGGGUUCGUGGUUGAGGGCAGAGACUGGAGCGACGGAGACGAGGAGGGAGAGCCGUCAUUUAGCGCCUUUAUCUUCGAGAGCAACACGGAGGGCGAAAAGAUAUGUUACACCAUAAGCUUGGCGAAGGACAUUACAGAAGCAAAGAAGGACCCAGAAGCCUUGGCCCAGCUGAUGAAAAACAUGCCUCUAACCAACGACGGCAAAUUCCUGCUACUGGAGCCUGAGCCGGGUGACACAUCUAACGGAGCAGAAGAAGACCUGGAGUCUGAAGCCUAGACCCAGAAGGACCAAAAAACAAAACAAAGACUUUAGCCCAGGAGAGAAGGCUUUCCCUGGAUGAAGGUGUCAUCAUGACCCGCUAGCCCUAACUCCGGUACUGUAACAUCCAUAUUAGAGAGUGUAGUUCACCUCCACUUACCCUGUGUUAUUAGGUCUCCAGUUUUUUUUGCUGUAAUGAAAGCAGAAGAUGCUGGCAGGAGGUUUCCUGGACCAAAAAGCUCUACUAACGGGCACUCCGUUAGUUCUGCUCUUCUAUUGUCAGGCUGUAGCUUGGGUCUUUGGAUUUGAAGUUGUUUUUACACCACUGUGGGUGGUACUUCCAUCAAAAGGGACUCUAUGUAGGUACUGAUUGUGUUUCAUUGUCUGCUAAUAUCCGCAGCCACCCAACCGAAGGUGGAGAGUCUUUCAUUUUAGGUUUACCUUAAUUUUUUCAGGUUUACAUUAUUUGGAGUCUGUUUGGAGAGUUAAUUCCUUUACUUUGUUGUAACUUGUAUGUAAGGCUCUUAUGCAACUUAUGCGUUUGUUUUUCAUUUAUUCAAUUAUUGCCGUUCUAGCUGAUAAAUAAGGCUUGAUGGCUACAUAAUGCACUAAUUGAGACAUUGAAGGAUCUAAGACUUUUAAGACAACGAAACUAUUAAGAUAUAUUAAAACCAUGCCAGUUUGUUUUAUCUGCAGAGCAGUGACCGUUGCAUUGCUUGUUAUUGUUGUUAUUUCUUUGUGAACACAUGUCCUGAAGCAGUGGACACAACUGGCAUGAGACUAAAGGUUUAUGUUCAUUCUGCAGCCAAGCUACCAUGAGGCAACACAGUCAUCCUGGCAUCCUUUGGCAUCCUGACUAUCUUAAAGGGAAACUUCUGUAUUUUUCAGACCAGAUCAAGCGAAAGCUAAUAAAAAAAAAGUUAUUUCUUUGUAGGUUAUUUUUAUUAAUGUGUCAGGCACUUCUGAUAACAUCUGAGCCUGUAAGUGAAAAAAACAAGCACUUUUAGUGGACGUACAUUAGUACAUUUUGAGGCUGCCAGCUGCAUCGUUCUAGCUCAAUACUGGACAAUUUUUAUUUUUAAAAGUCUCUCGUUAAGAGUCUCUUGGAAAGCUGUGGUUGACAUGUACUGAAAUUUCCCUUUAAGCAUUCCGAUUAAACCGAAUUAAAGUAAUAUUUUAUGUAUUUUCUGUACAAACCAAGUCUUAAGAUGAUCUGUAUGCAAGAUCCUCCUUGAGCAGUCCAAAUAUUCUUGAGUAAAAUCAGUAUAUUACGCUACAGUUCCUGAAAGCCUGUGUAAAUAUGAACCGUCCAAGUGUCUAUACUAUGUUUAAUCAGAGUUGGCUGUAUUAAAAGCUUUGAGUCUAUAUGCUAGGACUGAUGCGGUGCAUGAUUAAAUGAUGGCGUUCCCUCUCAGUCCCUUCACAGAAGAUUAAAAGCUCUGAGCGCUGAGCCGUAAUACUAAAAAAAGGAGAAAAAAAAAAUCUCUGAAAUGUUUCAGUAACGCAUGUAGGCAGACCACAGUGGGGUAUUAUGUACUCACUGAAAAGCUACUUGCUCUUUGCUUCCACAUAAUACUCAACAGAACAGAAAAACUGAAGGUAGUGAUUGAUUCAUGAAACUCUGCCUUCACUCUUGAUCCCGGCGCAGAUAUCUUCCAUUUCUAAUCUCAAUGGACAGUGGAAGCCCGUGGUGCACUAUGAAUGUUUUUGUACUGUGUAUUACAGACGAGGUCAAAACCACUGACUUGACGUUGAUCGUGAAAGUUACAUUGUGUUUACCAGUGCGUUUUCUUGUCUGCUUGCUUUUUCUACUCUUCAUCUGAGCUCUUGGCAGAGUCACAUGUUAAACAAGGAUUACAUGUGGAUAUUUCACUGAGGACUGCCUGCUUGACUGGUGAAAUGAUUUGGUUUGAUUAUGUUUAAUUGCUCUUGACAUUGCUCAUUGUAAUCAAAAGGAAAACUUUGACAUUUGGGUCAUGUUCUUAUCUGCUUUCUGGUGUAGAGUUGGAUGAGAAGAUUUAUAUUACUCACACCCUAGAGUGGUAAUGAUAGUCUCAUCGAAUUCUCCAACAGCAGAGAUCAGAUUUCCCUAAAUGUCAAACUUUUGCUUUAAGUCAUAACAGUUACCUACUUUUCUUUCUGUUGCCUGAUGUAAAUACAUAUCGGAAGGUUUUCUGAUGCUAUUAAGCAAUUUUUUGUCCAUCCAAAAGACUUAUACCCUUCUUCCUCGGAUGAUGGUUGAGAUGCUUCAAUCACAUCAUUAAUAAAACUACAGAAAUGCAUAAACAUGU
Messenger RNA from Centropristis striata (black sea bass), 4319 nucleotides. RefSeq names its product adaptor protein, phosphotyrosine interaction, PH domain and leucine zipper containing 2 (gene appl2). Gene Ontology annotation, molecular function: protein binding. NCBI's taxonomy places the organism in Eukaryota, Metazoa, Chordata, Actinopteri, Perciformes, Serranidae. Gene Ontology annotation, cellular component: cytoplasm; endosome membrane. The transcript is spliced from 21 exons. The record is from RefSeq and is a predicted model, not a curated record. Gene Ontology annotation, biological process: signaling. Bases 52 to 2046 code for a protein of 664 amino acids.